This is a messenger RNA of Rhodofomes roseus, 345 nucleotides long. RefSeq lists its product as uncharacterized. The transcript has 2 exons. The annotation marks the transcript as partial. The record is from RefSeq and is a predicted model, not a curated record. Lineage: Eukaryota; Fungi; Basidiomycota; Agaricomycetes; Polyporales; Fomitopsidaceae.
CUCAUGGCGCUAUACUGCGAUGCUACCAAGGAUGAGCCAAAGGAUCCUGGCUCCCCAUGGGCCCGUGGUCUCGUCAGCAAGCUCAGUGCGACGUCAAAAGCAAAACGCGGCAAUACUAGUCAUCAGACUCCGCUCUGGCCACCCUUCCUCGCCGCUAAUGCUCCGCCAGCAGGCUUCAAGCUCGAGGAUCUUGUUCUAGCAGAAGUACACUACACAAGCCAUAGCAUAGUGCUUAACUUCGGUCACUGCUGGUUCCAGUUGCAGUAUCUUACUCAUACAUCAAUUCAGACCUAUCACCAACAGUACUGGGAGGUCUUAAAGGAGACCUCGUACAUUGGGAAGGGC